This is a messenger RNA of Crotalus tigris (Tiger rattlesnake), 5049 nucleotides long. RefSeq names its product cyclin dependent kinase 5 regulatory subunit 1 (gene CDK5R1). Gene Ontology annotation, biological process: brain development; positive regulation of cyclin-dependent protein serine/threonine kinase activity; activation of protein kinase activity. The record is from RefSeq and is a predicted model, not a curated record. Gene Ontology annotation, cellular component: protein kinase 5 complex; cytoplasm. The transcript is spliced from 2 exons. Bases 585 to 1502 code for a protein of 305 amino acids. Gene Ontology annotation, molecular function: protein kinase binding; cyclin-dependent protein serine/threonine kinase activator activity. Lineage: Eukaryota; Metazoa; Chordata; Lepidosauria; Squamata; Viperidae.
UCCGCCGGGGGUCGCCCUGCUUUGCAGGCACGUUGCGGCUACGGUGAGACGAGUGAGCGGGUGGCGGAGGCGGAGUAGGCGGGUUUAGCGAGCGCCGUCUGGUCGGAGUUAAGGCGAGCGGCGCAGUGAAUCAGCCGGCAAAGCAGCUGAGGCGGUGCCGAAGAAGGCUGCUCACAGCCAGUCGGGGCUCCCGCACAGUUCUCGGGAGGGAGCGACUGGCCACUCCAGGAGGCGUCAUUGGGGACGGCGCUCAGGCAGGCAGACAAGCAGGCAUCCGUCGUGUGCCGCUGCCACACCGGACGAACCUCUGCAUGCAUUUCCUCGUUUGACUGGGGAAGCCGGACGGCCUCGCACCCGCCCCUCUUCCGCCUCCUCGCAGCCCCCAGAGCCGAGCCGGUCCUGCAGGACCUUGGACAGAAACCACAGUGCCCGGUGGGCGCGCAUUGCGGUAACUUCUGAAUCCAAACUAUUUAAGGCCGUAACGGAAAGGAGAGUCAGCACGGUUGAAUCAGAGACCCCUCUGCCCUGGUGGUGACAGCACCCAGCUCUGUCCACUUUGGUCUGCUCCUAGCUGCCUGUGCACCAUGGGCACUGUGCUGAGCCUUUCACCCAGUUACCGGAAAGCCACUCUCUCCGAGGAUGGUUCAACCACAGUGGGGCAUUAUACUGCAGUCCAGAAUAGUAAGAAUGCCAAGGAUAAGAGCCUGAAGCGCCACUCUAUCAUUUCAGUGCUGCCUUGGAAACGCAUCGCAGCUGUAUCUGCCAAAAAGAAAAACUCCAAGAAGGUGCAGCCCAACAGCAGUUAUCAGAACAACAUUACACACCUCAACAAUGAGAACCUAAAGAAAUCUCUUUCCUGUGCCAAUCUGUCCACCUUUGCCCAGAACCAGGGCAGUCAGCCUACAGCUCCAAGCCACCAAAUUUCCAGUUCCAAGGGCACCGUUUCCUCUGUCAAGAAAACACCCCACCCCAGCUGCAACUCAUCUGGCACCCCCAAGAGGGUCCUUGUCCAAGCCUCAACCAGUGAGCUGCUAAGAUGCUUGGGGGCAUUCCUCUGUAGACGCUGCUACAGGCUGAAGCAUCUUUCCCCCACUGAUCCAGUGUUGUGGCUUAGAAGUGUGGACCGAUCUCUCCUCCUGCAAGGCUGGCAAGACCAAGGCUUCAUCACUCCAGCCAAUGUGGUCUUUCUGUACAUGCUUUGCCGGGAUGUCAUUUCAUCUGAAGUAGCCACGGACCAUGAUCUUCAGGCUGUCUUACUUACCUGCCUCUAUCUCUCCUAUUCCUAUAUGGGCAAUGAGAUCUCCUACCCUCUCAAGCCCUUCCUGGUGGAGAGCUGUAAAGAGGCAUUUUGGGAUCGUUGCCUCUCCAUCAUCAACCUCAUGAGUCCCAAAAUGUUGCAAAUCAAUGCUGACCCACACUAUUUCACUCAGGUCUUUGCUGACCUGAAGAAUGAGAGCAGCCAAGAAGAGAAGAACCGGCUGCUCAUUGGCCUGGAUCGGUGAGCUGAAACUCCCUGUCAUUCACCCUUUCAUUUAUCUUCUUUUUUAUGUUCUGUUUCUUUUCCAAACAAGCCAGGACACAUAGGUGAGACGGGACAGGCCUGAAAGAAAUCAGCCACCCACCACUGGUCUCCACCAUUAUUACCUUGGCUUCUAUGAAUCAAAACUGACAAGAAAUGAAAUGGGUUUGUCUGUUUGGUUUUCAGUUUUGCUGCAUGUGAUGGAUAUGGCUUCUUUUCCAGAUUGUAAACCAGGAGAGGGCAAAAUUGAGUGGAGAAGCAAGCACCACAACAUAAGAUCAUGGCAUCCUUUCACCUUUUGCUUGUCCUAAACAGCUUGCAAAUUGGGAUAAACUAGCCUGCAGGAUUUACUUCUUUACAGUGGAAAGCAGUGGAGGAACAUAAUAUUUACAAUUCUUAAGAAGAAAAAGACCAAAUCUAAUAGAUGUUCUAGCACUUGGUAUUCUAAAAAAGGGAUUCAAGAAUGGAUUUUUAAAAAUAGAAAUUUAAUUAUUAUUACUUUAUACACCAAUUCCAACAAGAUGACAUCAUCUCAGUACUGGCCUUCAAAAGGGACUCUUACUCCACGACAGAGUGAUUAUAUUGAGAAACAGAAGUGGGUAAGGAAAAGUCAGAAAAUAUACAAGAGACACCUCAUUCUGUGUAUGAUAUCACCACUUGCACCCAUUUCAUUGGGGACCUUUGAUCUAGGCUCCGUAGGUCUUCUCUAAAUAUCAGUAUCGAAGGGCGAAGAUGAGAUUUGACAAUCUUUUCUUGCUAAGGCAGAUAUAAGCCAGAAUAUGGGUUAGGAGGUGAGAUUCAAAAAUCCCAGGCAAUAGUUACUAGCUGUUAUUGAUUUGCUGGGAAGUGAUAUAUGUUAGUAUUGAUUGGUCAAAAAUGGUUAAUUUUUUGGGGGGUGAUAUUUGCAUAAUAUACCUUUGCUGUUUCAUACAGGCUGAAUUUGAGUCCCUUGAGAUUUUUCUGAGAAUCCGCAAUCAAGUUCCCUUAUUCAAUUAUUUAUUGAAAAAUGCUAGGCUUAUGUUAUUACAUGUAGGACUUGGUGCUGAAUUUUAGUGUAGAAAUGUUUUUCUUCUAGGGGGUUCCUUGCAGCUCCAGCCAGGACGGUAUAGUUCAGGGGUAGGCAACCUUGGCUCUUUUAUGAGUCAUGGACUUCAACUCCCAGAAUUCCUGAGCCAACUGGCUCAGGAAUUCUGGGAGUUGAAGUCCACGAGUCAUAAAAGAGCCAAGGUGGCCUACCCGGUAUAGUUCAUAUGCCAACCAACACUCUUCACGCUUUAUGAAAAGACAAUAACAGCCACAAUAAACAGAACAAGGAAACCCACUGAAUGAUAAUAAAAGACUUCCCUUUUCUUAUAGUGUUGAAGACUGAGAGUGAAGAUAAGUUGUAAUCUAAACCUACAGCAGAUACAAAAUAUUCAGAUAUUUUGUACAUUUUAUAGAGUAAUAUUGCAGAAGGUUCUUUUGGGCCACAAAUCUGUUCCCAUGCUUGGAGACAUUCUUUUCCAUCUCGUAGACUUACAAUUAUAGAUGAACAUCUAAGAAUUUAAAUAUUUUCCCCCACACUGAACAUCUAAAUAUUUGAAUAAAUUUAAUUUUUUAUGCUUAGAUAUUUAUUUUGUUUUGUUCUCUAGCUCCUGAACAGUAUGUAAAGGUUAAAAUAUUCUAAUCUUCAGGGAUAGUCAAAAGUAUAUAAAAAAGAGUAGUGGGGAGACUGAAUUUCCCUCAGUUACUAAUAAUAUGUAUUAAAAGUCAAUAGUCCAGAUCUAGGGUUCUAUGGAAGAUGUGAACUUUUGGUAUGGAGGUAAUCUUCACUGUUUUAAGUUCUCACAAGCUGGACAGUUAAAUAGUAUAAAGGCAAUAAUACUCUGGGGUAAAGAAGGCUGUGGAUAAAAUGAUAAGUUAGAAAUAUUCUAGAAAGCUCUUCUAAUGCUAUUGCUAAGGAUGCUGGCAUUCUAGCAGAAAGGCAGAGGGAGAAUUGUAUUGUGUCUUUAAAUAAGGUAGCUUGCAAUUAACUUAAAAAACAACAAAGCACUAUUAAAAAUACAGAGGAACAUUAAAAGCUGUGAAAUCUGAAAAGGUCAAAGCUAAAAGGCUGCAGUAGACUUGAACUAAAUUCAUAUGUUGUGAUGAUUAAACAGCUGCUGGGUUUGUUCAGCAGGUCUUGCCACUGCCUCAAAAGCUAGGCCAAAAUCUGAGCCAUAAGAAGUGAGAUACUGUUAAGCUUGCUGUUGAAUGUGUAAAGGAAAACUGAGCCUUAGCAUCAAAGAGGAAAGGGAGGGCUCCUUUACAAUUCUCUCCUGUAAACCAUUUGCCGCUCUGAAAUGGGUGGCAUCUAUCAUCAUAUCAGUCUCCCUUAGAGACCCCAGUUCUUCAUUCAGCAUGAGUUCUGGAAUACUUUACAGUAGUUCAGACUAAAUUCUGGUAUGUGUUUGAAGACAUCAUUCCUCUGGUUGUUCAAAAUGGCAGUAAAUCUUUUUGCCCUUCCUCUCCUUUUUAAUAAAGACUAUAUAUUAAAGGUAAAAUCACAGUUGUACUCAUAUGGAUAUGAAAGCUUAAAGCUGCAAUCCUUUGCAUGUUUACAUGGAAAUAAGUUGCAUUCAAGGAAUCAGACUUAUUUCUGAGUAGGUAUGCUUUAGAUUGCACUGCAUGGGAAGCAAAUGUGACUUGAUGGUAUCAUUGAUGUGCAAAACUAUCUUGGCUUGAACCUAUAUAUUUACUGUUUUAUAGUGGGGAAAACCGUCAAUUGACUUACUUGAUAUAAAAGAGUAAUGAGUGAGAAUUUACUAUGCUGCUGUGUGAAAUGAAUCAUUUUAGAACAAAAUCUAUGUUUAUGGCAAGAGGAAAAAGAAAACCUAAUCCUUUUUUGUCGUUCCAUUAUUGCUUUCCUGUAAUACUGUGCAUGCCAAAAGCAGCAUUGUGACUUUUGACAGCAGGCAAAACUUUAGAACAGUUGAUUGUAAAAAGACAAAAAAAUAGAAACACAAUAAUUCACCAUGCACAAAUUUCAAGCAGAUCUUCUGCUUUCAUCCACACCUUCAUUUCUUCAAAUCAAUGUAUUUCAUCUCAAGACCUCUAGAUAUUUUCUGAUAUAAACUGUACACGGUUCUUAAUGUUUAGCUCUGUCCUAAACUAUUUUUUCUCAAAGGAAAAAAAACACAAAAUAGUGUGCCAUUUUUUUUCACUUGAACAUUCUUCAAAACUACAUUUUGGAAGUGGGAGAAAAGAAAACAGGAUCUGUUAAAUUCUAUAUGUCUAUGUAUGUUAAAGUUUUUGGAUUUUUUUUUAGUGUGCAAUCCCUUCUGUAGAUAUUUGUUGACCAAAAUUGGUAUUAUUGCUUAUUAUUACUUAAUUUAUAAAUGGUCUUUUGUAUGUAUGUGUACUAUAGUGUGUUUCUAAGUAUGUGAGAUUUAUAAAUAUGACAAGACUGUCAAAGAGCUGUGUGUGCCUGUAACUUAAUGCCUCCCUAUUUUUAUUUAUUUUUGUACUGUGCUGAUUAAAAAUAAAAUGCACUGACCAUCCAUGACACAAAU